This is a messenger RNA of Branchiostoma floridae (Florida lancelet), 1276 nucleotides long. Its product is annotated as nuclear receptor-binding factor 2-like. Bases 55 to 939 code for a protein of 294 amino acids. The transcript is spliced from 3 exons. NCBI's taxonomy places the organism in Eukaryota, Metazoa, Chordata, Leptocardii, Amphioxiformes, Branchiostomatidae. The record is from RefSeq and is a predicted model, not a curated record. Gene Ontology annotation, biological process: autophagy.
UUCUUUACUAUUAUAGGUUGUUUAAGGCUAGUUGACCUUCCCUGACAUGCCGACAUGCCCCCCUCCCCCCAGGCUCACCAGCAGGGUCGCCAUGCCGACCGGCUGCUGACUGCUGCCAAGUACCAUGAUGCAAUAGUCUGUCAUGAGAAGGCCGCAGAUCACCUGCUGAGAGCAAUGAAGAUGACCUCUGUACCACAGGCCUUGAUGUCCCUGCAGUUACAGUACCAGUUCCACUUCAAGCAGCGUGACAUCAUCAGGGAGAAGCACCGCAGGGCCCAGAGUUACAAGAAGUACCUGGAACAGCGGGAGAGGGAGGCCCAGAAGAAAGCGCAGGCUGCCAAGGAGCUCAAGGAGCUACGGGAUGCAGAGGAACAGUUACAGAAGAACCUUGCGGCCAACAACGAAAGGGACAGCGAAGUCGAGUCAGAGCCUGACGAAGAUGAAAACAAAACAGACAGCGACGAUGAAACUGAUUUGGGCAGAAGUAACGAAAAAAGCGUCAUACAUGAUGGCGAGCCGGAUUCGCUACUGCAGUUUUUAAACAAGAAUGGCCGUCGUGACAAAUUCAGCAGCAGUGUCCAUGCAGCAACAAAAGCACCAAAGAAUGCUGGGGAAAAAAUGGAAGAACUGCAAACGAGUAACCAUCAGCUCCAGGAUCACGUGUCAUCACUCCUUCAGGAACUGGAGAAGACUAAGCACGAACUCCACUCCGUCAAGUCUGAAAAUAGACAGUUGAGACGCACGGUGGACAUCCUCACCACUCAGAUAGAGAGAUACGUCGCUGAGGACAGGAGAAGGGCUGGGCAAGACUUGUCCGUCAGCAUCCGUCCUGCUUUUUCCACAAGCGACUCAUUCGACGAACAGAUAAGCCCUCCGUCCGAGAUCCCACCAUUGGCCCCGCUUGAGAUUCCAGACUUUGAUUUUGAUUCUUUUAAGUGACUGAAUGAGAAAUGUUGUGAUCACAUUUGGUUACCAUCAUGCAGGUAGAAGAAAUUCUAUAAAUCUAGGUCUCUAGGAUCUCUACCAAGAUCUGGCCUCUGUUUUAACCUUCCCCUGCAGCCUAACCCAUAACCAACACCAAUUUGGUGUCAAAUGGAUAUAUCAUUAUGAUUAGUAGGCUGAGGGUUAAGUCUGUAUAUAUGUGUUCUGUCCUGCAUGUACAUAUUUUGCAUGUGAGAGUGUUCCAAGGGGAUUUAUGUCAAGUAUUGCUAGACCCUGAGGUAGCCACCCUGGUAAAAGAAAACGUGAUAAAAUGAAUAAAUGAAUAUACCAGUGA